This is a messenger RNA of Hippopotamus amphibius kiboko, 1969 nucleotides long. It is a transcript of the gene DDO, whose product is annotated as D-aspartate oxidase. NCBI's taxonomy places the organism in Eukaryota, Metazoa, Chordata, Mammalia, Artiodactyla, Hippopotamidae. The coding region runs from base 73 to 1098 and encodes 341 amino acids. Gene Ontology annotation, molecular function: FAD binding; D-amino-acid oxidase activity. The record is from RefSeq and is a predicted model, not a curated record. The transcript is spliced from 5 exons.
CUGGGAAAACAAGUGUUGGUGCCAGAGCCUUCCUUCUGUGUAUUCCAAGGCUGCUUUUUCAGAGACAGGCUCAUGGAUACAGUACGGAUUGCAGUUGUGGGAGCUGGCGUGAUGGGGCUCUCUACCGCCGUGUGCAUUUCCAAAGCGGUCCCACGAUGCUCCAUGACAGUCAUUUCAGACACGUUCACUCCUGAGACCACGAGCGAUGUGGCAGCCGGAAUGCUUAUUCCUCCUACUUAUCCAGACACACCCAUUCACAAGCAGAAGCAGUGGUUUAAAGAGACCUUUGAUCACCUGUUUGCAAUCGCCAACUCGGCAGAAGCUGAAGAUGCUGGUGUUCUUCUGGUGUCUGGUUGGCAGAUAUUUCGGAGCAUUCCUACUGAAGAAGUGCCGUUCUGGGCUGAUGUGGUGCUGGGAUUUCGAAAGAUGACUGAGGAUGAGCUGAAGAAAUUCCCCCAACAUGUGUUCGGCCAGGCUUUUACAACGCUCAAAUGUGAAGGCUCUACCUACCUCCCGUGGUUGGAGAAAAGGAUAAAAGGAAGCGGGGGCUUGAUACUCACCCGAAGAAUAGAAGACCUGUGGGAGCUUCACCCAUCCUUCGACAUUGUGGUCAACUGUUCAGGUCUUGGAAGCAGGCAGCUUGCAGGAGACUUGAAGAUUUUCCCAGUGAGGGGCCAAGUGCUCAAAGUGCAGGCUCCCUGGGUGAAACAUUUUAUCCGAGAUGGAAGUGGGCUGACAUAUAUUUAUCCUGGUAUGUCCAAUGUAACCCUGGGUGGAACUAGGCAAAAAGGAGACUGGAACCUGUCCCCAGAUGCAGAAACUAGCAAAGAGAUUCUUUCCCGAUGCUGUGCCCUCGAGCCCUCUCUCCAUGGAGCCUGUGACAUAAAGGAGAAGGUGGGCUUGAGGCCCUCCAGGCCAGGUGUGCGGCUGGAGAAAGAGCUCUUAGCCCAGGGCAGCCAGAAGCUGCCUGUGGUCCAUCACUACGGCCACGGAAGUGGGGGUAUUGCCAUGCACUGGGGCACUGCUCUGGAGGCCGCCAGGCUGGUGAGCGAGUGUGUCGAAGCCCUCAGGACCUCUGCUCCCAAAUCAAAGCUGUAGGCAUCAAAUGAUAGCAAAUGGCUCCAGGAACUAUUAAUCAAAAUGUAAUUUAAGUACCAGAAAUAACUUUUCCAUUGAAUGAAAGUUUAAUUGGGCAUAACUUUGUUUUCAAAAUUAGAAAUGAUGCAAUAUGUAUCAGUAGACUUAAGACUAGUACUAAUAUAACAGUACUAGACCUUAGUCUAGUACUAAUGACAUAGGGCAUAAAGCUCUAUUUUUGUUAAAAAUACUUGCUAUAAAGUAAGAUUUCUUUUAGAUGUCAUGUCCAAGGAUCUAUGCUAAUUCACAUGGAUGCAGGGAUUUUUUUUAUUUUUUUUUGGCUCAUAAAUCCACAAGAGGAGAUGAUGUAUGGAAAACACUUAACCUACUGUUGGUUGCAGAACUGCCCAUGGUGCUUGUAGGCUGUAGUCAAGUGAACACUAUAAUCCUUUAAAAUUAUACAAUUCAGGCUUGUUCUAUUUAGUGGAAGACAAAGCAUGAUUCCUGCUAGUACUAGCGGCAAUCUCUACUUCCCUUCAGCUGGUACUGAUGGUAGAAGAUAGGGAUGAUGUUGCCUACAGAUGUGGCUUCAACUCAAUUGCAGUCUGGGGUCAAUCACCUAAGGGGCAUGCUUUCCAUUACCACAAAUGAUUGAGAGCUGGCUCAUUGGAUGGUUGGCUUUGUCUAAGCUUUUCUGAAGAUUGAAUAGCAUAUGCGGCCAAAGAGCUAAUUUGCUAAUUGAGAUGGAACAAUCACUGAAUGAAAUACAACCAAAGAGUUUUCUGCAAGUUGUUAAAAAAAAGUGCUGGUGAGAAGUGGAAAUGUGUCUCAUGAUAAAAUGAGUUUGGGAAUCACUGAAUUAAUAAAUCUAAUCUGGAUUCUUGGUCUUUAA